AUGGCUGCCAAAGAUCCAGAGUUCCAGACCCAAUGCCUUGAUCUCAUUCGCGGGAUCAAAGCUGCCCACGAGAAGCAGAGUGACCUCCUUGAGAAAUUGGUGACGCUUAUGGCUAUACCAGUUGAACUGAAGACAGCACAUCCACGCGAAGAGAAAUUUCAUGAAGAUAUUGAUGAAUCCCUUGUUCAAGGGGAUAAAAUCAAGCUCAAUGGAGGGGCGUCGUCAGAUGAUCUCAGUGUUGCAACGCAACAAGACACCAACUUGGGCAACAUCCUUCGCUUCGCAUCUAAUUCUUACAAGAAAAGGCUACGGCUUUUCAAGAUUGAUCAAGAUGGUCCACAACCAUUCUUACUCAGCUCUCAAUUACCUCCCUCACAAUCUUCGUACACACUACCCCAGCAGUUAGAGUACAUUCCCCGACCCCCAGACGAUGGAGACGUCGUUGUCAAUGCCACUCGAUCGUGGAACUACUGGUAUCCGCACGAUUGGGAGACACAACCCUCCAGAAACAAAUCCAUCAGCCCAGUGCCGGACUUCAUGCCACCAUGGCAACUUACCCGCGGAGAAAACGAAAAGUGGUAUCACAUCGACGACAUAGACUUGGAGUUUCCCCUAACCGCACCAGAUACGCUAUCACCAGUGGCAGGAACAUUCUUUGAAGUGCCUUACUCUUUCUUCCCCGGACUGCGGAAUCUGAACAUGGCUUAUACGCGGCGUCAGGGAAUCACGUACGGUGGUUCGGGCGAUUACUUGAUCGAGACUGCACUUACAGAAGCCCAUCGAUACAAGAUCCGUCAGUCCCUAGGGGACUUCUAUGCUGUGCCGCAGGAUGGCCGUCUUCCUCUGUCAUUUCAUACGAGUGAGCUUCGAAUGCAAGUUCGUCAUCGACGGACGCGGAAUGAUAUCGACCGCAGUCUUGAUAAGUAUCUUGAGCCUACGCGUGAGCUACUUAGUAAACUUCAUUGGUUUACUAUCAUUGACCUCACGGCACCUGGAGGCUCUCAGAACGCCGUAUACAGUGUGCGAACCAAAUCAUCACUGUUCCAACAUGACUCUCCGCCAUCGCGUGUUGAGGGGCCGCCUUGCUGGGAGAUGAUCCAGCCCGCGCUUCAAAGAGAAGGUAAUGGAUUUGUGUCAUACCCGUCAGUCAUACAAGACCACCAAACACAGCCGAUCCAUCGUGAAGGACGAUGGUGUCGCGUUAUUCAGCUUGACGGUCUCGCAAACAUCACCGCUGGUCUUAUGGAUGAGAAAUGCACCCGGUAUAACUCUAUGGCCGUCUGGAAGCUUCUCUUCCAAGAUAACCAGCUAAGUUCAGGCAAGGGUCGUGCAUUUCGUGCCACGAUCAAUCAGCAUCUCCUCUGCAGACCGUCUGCAAAGGACCUGCACGGUUCCGAAAACGUCCCGUGGAGGUCCUUUCACAUCUCGUGGUAUCAGCUCUGUACACAGCCUACUGAUGCAGCUGUUAAGCAAUCGACGUGGAACUAUGGACGUCUUUAUGGGGAGAAGGGGCCGUACAUAAAACAGCAAGCUUUUACUUUGGGGUGUGCUUAUCAAGAGCUUCACGGUUCUGACGCUAAGCGUGACUCUUUCUGGACAGUCUUGAUCAUGAAGCCGUCCGCUGCUGAUUAUGAUGCAUAUGAUGUGCACAAAGUCCCACGUCGGACAUAUCCGCCUCAAAACGAUGGCCGGCAAUAUCGCUCGGAAGAUGUCAUCCUUGAUGCUAUUCGGACGAAUUUACAGAAAGCAGCUAAUGCGUGGAGUCGAAUGCAAGUAGCCCUCGACGCAAUCGUCGAUCAUGAUCCUCUGUUUCUCGACCCCGUUCAGCACGACAAUCUCUUAUUCGACGACGACACGUUCUCAAGAUCAAGACAAUACUUUUGGAUCGUCAGCUGUCUUGAGUCUUUUCUUAUUCUUAUCGAUGAUGCUAUAGAGGAGUGGAGGAGAUUUCGUGUCGAUUGGCCUCAUAUGAUUAUGGAGAUUGAUCCAGCGGAGGAGUCCCGGACGGGAGAAACACCAGAGGCGUUGACGCGAAGAGUUUUGGGGGAGAUUGAGGCACAAGUUGAUAGACUGAGGAUCAUAUCUGCUCGUUUCGAAGCAAGUCGUGACAAAACCAAAGCUCUCAGAGAAGGCGUAUGUAUCCCUCAACUACGACGCUCGACAUACUAA
Fusarium musae is the source of this 2169-nucleotide messenger RNA. RefSeq lists its product as uncharacterized. The transcript has 2 exons. NCBI's taxonomy places the organism in Eukaryota, Fungi, Ascomycota, Sordariomycetes, Hypocreales, Nectriaceae. The coding region runs from base 1 to 2169 and encodes 722 amino acids. The record is from RefSeq and is a predicted model, not a curated record.